Macrobrachium nipponense is the source of this 729-nucleotide messenger RNA. RefSeq lists its product as uncharacterized. Gene Ontology annotation, molecular function: nucleic acid binding. The transcript has a single exon. Lineage: Eukaryota; Metazoa; Arthropoda; Malacostraca; Decapoda; Palaemonidae. The record is from RefSeq and is a predicted model, not a curated record. The coding region runs from base 1 to 729 and encodes 242 amino acids.
AUGGUGGAGAGGGUCCACCGGUCACUCAAGGCUUCCCUAAUGGCAUGCUGCACCGGCGAGGAUUGGAAGAGCCAACUACCGUGGGUCUUCCCCGGCCUCAGGACCGCCCCUCGGGCGAACGGCGAAGCAUCACCUGCGGAGAAGGUAUACGGGGAACCAUUGACAGUCUCAGGCGAGUUCUUCCCGACCACUGCUGAUGACGGAGACGUCUCCAUCACCAGACUUCGGGAAUCCGCCGGAAAAUUCACGCCCUGCAUCAAGACCUUCUCUGACAGAACCAAACACUUCCUCCCGAAGGCCCUAUCAUCCUGCAAACACGUCUUCAUCAGGGACGACGCCCACCACCCGCCACUAACGAGACCCUACCGAGGCCCCUUCCACGUCCUCCGACGCACCGACAAGGCGUACUUCAUAUCCAUAAAUGGUCGUGAGGACUGGGUCACGAUCGACCGACUGAAACCAGCUUUCCUUACGGAUGAAGAGUACGCUGACGCGGAUUCCAUAGGGAGCCUCACUCUUCCUCGGAAAGAAGCGACUCCAUUGAUCGCCAAACCACCCAGUCGUAGCCGUGGCCGCCCUAGGAAGACGGUCGAACCCCCUGAGGGUCACCUCAGGGGAGGCAUCCCGUCCCCUAAAAUCUCCGAGGACUCCGAGGCCGAGGAUCUACCACAGCAGCUGGUCUCGCGCACCCGAGGCUGCCUCCGCCGGCCCGCUCGCUUCUGCGAGUAA